AUGGUAACGACGACGAAAAGUAAUAUUGCCCAUAUCUCAUAUCUCACGAAAUAUUCACCAAUCACAGCAUUCGGUAUAUUUGAUGGUCAUAAUGGACCAGAAGUCGCUGAACACUGUUCACAUCUUACACCAUAUUUACUCAGUAUUGAAUUACAAAGACAUUUAUUCUCUGACUUCUAUUCAUCAUUUAAUGGAAGUUCUACUACCAAGUCUAUACCAAAUAUUUUAUCUGAAGCCUUUCAUCGAUUAAAUCAAUCAACUAAUCACGGAAGGUUAAGAAAGUAG
Molecule: messenger RNA, 285 nt
Organism: Trichobilharzia regenti
Lineage: Eukaryota; Metazoa; Platyhelminthes; Trematoda; Strigeidida; Schistosomatidae
Source: the annotation of a GenBank genome assembly